Messenger RNA from Portunus trituberculatus (swimming crab), 3084 nucleotides. RefSeq names its product mucin-5AC-like. NCBI's taxonomy places the organism in Eukaryota, Metazoa, Arthropoda, Malacostraca, Decapoda, Portunidae. The record is from RefSeq and is a predicted model, not a curated record. The transcript has 3 exons. The coding region runs from base 179 to 2599 and encodes 806 amino acids.
CGCCUCUUGUCCUCACUCCUGUUACUCAGCGGGGAAGCACAGAAGCACAGCAGGGAGAGACACUGGCGAGGCUGACCCUGUGUUAGUGACGAGGGAGAAGAGUCACUGUUCCUGCUACCGGUGCUAAAGUGUCUGCCAUUCUCAUUCUCGGGGCAGCACACCACCACACCAGCACACCAUGGCAGGAAGCGUGCUGUCACUGGUGGUGGCGGUGUUGGCAGUGACAGCAGGUGAGCCACGACACAGACCCCGGCCCCGCCCUAACUGUCUGGACUCGAAGACUGUGUUCGGAGCUGGCGAGGUUUUCAGUCUUCCUUUCAACAACAACAAGAAAUACAUGUCAGAACUGGACAUAAACGCUUUCGUGAGGCCUGGCAGGGGCUUCCAAGGGAUAAAUCUACAGGUGGAGGGCAUGAAGGGUGUGGCAAACUUCUUCUACCCCUGCAAUACUGGCCCUCCCUGCUACUGGCGCCCUGGGAAGUGGCAACAAGUAAGAUUCAAAACAGCCACUAUGUUCUCCAAAACGACCUUCAGUGUUGGGUCUAUGACUUGUGGCGGGGCGUGUACCUCAAUAGGGGAGAUGCUCAUACCGAAGAAGUUUAGUCUGACAUCGAAAGGCUCAUCUAAGUGGAAGAUUCCUCGCCCAAGACCUUUCUGUCUCGGGAAAAUUAAGGUCAAGCCGAAGUUAAAGAGAGUGAAUGGAAAAUCCUGCUCCCAUUAUCACAAUCACCCCGUCACCAUCCCUCGCAAUGCUACAUAUGCCUUCCAACACCACCUCCCCACCCCCACCACCACUACCACUACUAGAAAGCCACCCACACGCCGCCCACAUACUACGGACAAAACUUCAUCUACUAACACCACCACACGCCGUCCUAAGCAUCACCACUCCACCACCGCUAUCACGCCCACUAACACCACUUAUAUGUACGUAACUACACCUUCAUACAUGUACACCACAACCCCCACUGCUGACACCACACGUAACUUGACCACACCACAACGCCACACCUCAACACCAGUUCCGGAGACUACCACCACACCUAACCUAUCCACAUCACACCGCCACAAAACAACACCAGUUCCUGAGACUACCACACCUAACCUAUCCACAUCACACCGCCACAAAACAACACCAGUUCCUGAGACUACCACACCUAACCUAUCCACACCACACCGCCACACCUCAACACCAGUUCUUGAGACUACACCUAGCCUAUCCACACCACACCGCUACACCUCAACACCAGUUCUUGAGACUACACCUAGCCUAUCCACACCACACCGCUACACCUCAACACCAGUUCUUGAGACUACACCUAGCCUAUCCACACCACACCGCUACACCUCAACACCAGUUCUUGAGACUACCACACCUAACACAUCUACACCCCACCGCUACACCUCAACACCAGUUCUUGAGACUACCACACCUAGCCUAUCCACACCACACCGCUACACCUCAACACCUAACACAUCUACACCCCACCGCUACACCUCAACACCACUUCCUGAGACUACCACACCUAGCCUAUCCACACCACAUCGCCACAAAAUAACACCAGUUCCUGAGACUACCACACCUAACACAUCUACACCUCACCGCUACACCACAACACCAUUUCCUGACUCUCUUAUUUCCAUUAACACUCCUACUGAAACUUCCACGAAAGAUUCCAUUGAACGUAACGAAACUUCACCCAUUACUUCCUCGAAAACUUCAGAAACUCACACUGGAAGUUAUGAGCAUCCUAACAGAACUUCAGAACCUUACGAGAAAACUUCAGAACCUUCUAUGGAAACUUCAAAACCAUCAGAACCCUCCCAGGAAACUUCAGAGGCCUCCAAGGAAACUUCAGAAUCCUCCUUGCAAACUUCAGAACUAGAAUCUUCCAAGGAAACUUCAGAGGCCUCCAAGGAAACUUCAGAAUCCUCCAUGCAAACUUCAGAACUAGAAUCUUCCAAGGAAACUUCAGAGGCCUCCAAGGAAACUUCAGAAUCCUCCAUGCAAACUUCAGAACUAGAACCUUCCAAGGAAACUUCAGAGGCCUCCAAGGAAACUUCAGAAUCCUCCAUGCAAACUUCAGAACUAGAACCUUCCAAGGAAACUUCUUCUCUGGAAACUUCAGAACCCUCCAAGGAAACUUCUUCUGCAGGAAGUUCAGAAUUCUCCAAGGAAACUUCAGAAUCCUCCAACGAAACUUCAGAACCUUCCAAGGAAACUUCAGAAUCCUCUAAAGAAACUUCAGAACUCUCCAAGGAAACUUCAGAACUAGAACCCUCCAAAGAAACUUCAGAACUCACCAAGGAAACUUCAGAACCUUCCAAGGAAACUUCAGAACCCUCCAAGGAAACAUCAGAACUAGAACCUUCCAAAGAAACUUCAGAACCCUCCAAAGAAACUUCAGAACUCUCCAAGGAAACAUCAGAACUAGAACCCUCCAAGGAAACUUCUGUGGAAACUUCAGAACUUUCUAAGGACACUUUAGGAUCCUCACAGGAAACUUCAGAUAUAGAAACUUCAAGGAAACUUCAGAACCAGAACAUUCGAAGGGAUCUUUGGAACCAGAAUCUUCCCAGGAAACUUCAAAACACUUAGAACCGUCAGAGGAAACAUCAGAACCAGAACCAUCAAAGGAAACUUCAGAUUCAGAACCGGAAACUGUAGAACCAGAAUCAGAACCGUCCAAAGAAGCAGUAGAACAGGAAUCAUUGAAGAAAACUGUAGAACCAGAACUUUUGGAGAAACUAUAGAACCGGAAACUCUACUAGAACCUUCAGAGGAAAUUGUAGAACCAGAACAAGAAAAAUCCAAGGAAACUAUGGAACCAGAACCUUUGGAGAAAAUUAUAGAACCAGAACCUGUGGAACCAGAACCCAAAUCUGAGGAAACAGUAGAACCAGUACCUUUGGAGAAAAUUAUAGAACCAGACACUGAAGAACUAGAACGAAAAUCUGCUAAGGAAACCGUAGAACCACAACCUUUGGAGAAAAUCAUAGAACCAGAACCAAAAUUUUCUGAGGUAAUCGCAGAACCAGAACUUUUGAAGGAUAUUGCAGAACUGGAAACUGCAGAACCAGAAA